This is a messenger RNA of Colletotrichum gloeosporioides, 1713 nucleotides long. Its product is annotated as putative glucose transporter rco-3. The coding region runs from base 1 to 1713 and encodes 570 amino acids. The transcript is spliced from 3 exons. Gene Ontology annotation, molecular function: carbohydrate:proton symporter activity. Gene Ontology annotation, cellular component: membrane. The record is from RefSeq and is a predicted model, not a curated record. Lineage: Eukaryota; Fungi; Ascomycota; Sordariomycetes; Glomerellales; Glomerellaceae. Gene Ontology annotation, biological process: carbohydrate transport; transmembrane transport.
AUGGCGAUAGCCAUGGGCUGGCAGAAGCCCGACAAUGUCGCCGGCUCGUCGGCCCCGGCCAUUAUGGUCGGUCUCUUCGUCGCCUCUGGAGGUUUGCUCUUCGGCUACGACACUGGUACGAUUAACGGUAUCCUCUCCAUGACGGCUUUCAAGCGAGACUUUUCGACAGGCUACAUCGACAACGACCGAAAACCCGGCAUAUCCCCUUCCGAGUCCUCCAUCAUCGUUGCGAUCCUCAGUGCUGGUACUGUUCUUGGCGCGCUUCUUGCCGCUCCCAUCGGCGAUGCCUGGGGCCGCCGUAUAUCUCUGAUUCUGUCCAUCGGUGUUUUCAGUUUCGGCGGCAUUUUCCAAGUCUGCGCCCACAACAUUGAUAUGCUCUUGGUUGGACGGUUUUUUGCUGGAGUCGGAGUUGGGUCCAUUUCAGUGCUCGUACCCGUCUAUCAAUCGGAAAUGGCGCCGAAAUGGAUUCGAGGAACCCUUGUUUGCGCCUACCAACUAUCCAUCACAAUAGGCCUAUUGUCUGCAUCAUUUGUCAACAUCUUAACCGAACGACUCGAUUCUGCCGCCGCAUACCGAAUCCCCCUCGGUCUUCAACUCGUAUGGGCCGUCGUUCAAGCCCUCGGUCUUCUUAUCCUCCCCGAAACGCCUCGCUUCCUUGUCAAGAAAGGCAAGCCCGAGGCUGCGGGCUUGUCGCUGAGCCGCCUCAGACGUCUCGAUAUUACUCACCCUGCUUUGCUCGAGGAGCUGCAGGAAAUUGUAGCCAACCACGAGUAUGAGCUUACGCUGGGCCCCGACUCUUACAAAGAGAUAUUUUAUGGAUCACCUCAUCUCGGCCGACGAACUCUCACCGGAUGCUGCCUGCAGAUGCUGCAGCAACUUACGGGUAUCAACUUCAUCAUGUACUACAGCACCAGCUUCUUCGACGGCGUCAAGCUGGAGAAUCCGUAUCUAAAGGCUCUCAUCAUCAAUAUCAUCAACGUGGUAUCGACAAUCCCUGGACUCCUGGUCAUCGAAUCUUGGGGUCGACGCAAGCUUCUAAUGGUUGGCGCUAUUGGCAUGGCCGUCUGUCAGCUCAUGAUUGCGUCAUUCAGUACGGCCGCUGGCGACAACCUUCAGCAGGCUGCCCAGACAAUUCUCAUCGUCUUCUGUGCCAUUUACAUCUUCUUCUUUGCAGCAUCUUGGGGACCCGUAGCCUGGGUCAUCACGUCUGAAAUCUACCCUCUCAAGGUCCGUGCGAAGGCCAACUCGAUCUCGACUGCGUCAAACUGGCUUCUGAACUUCGGUAUCGCCUACGGAACCCCUUUUAUGGUCGGGUCAGGACCCGGAUACGCAGACAUCGGACCCAAGAUCUUCUUCCUCUGGGGUGCCUUCUGCAUUCUGGCAGUUUUGUUUGUCUGGUGCAUGGUAUUCGAGACCAGUAAGAUCAGUCUGGAACAAAUCGACGAAAUGUAUGAGCGUGUCGACUAUGCCUGGAACAGUACCCGGUUCGAGCCGAGCUGGAGCUUCCAACAAAUGCUGGACGAAGGAUGGUCACCCAGCGCUCAGCCCCCGCCAGAACACGAGCUGCAACAAACACAAACCAAUUCAUCAACCCAGACGACGCAAACGAACUCGAAUUCGGCGACGUCAACAAAUACUGGCGCUACAGGGAACUCAACAUCAGCAGAAGCAAAAAUGUUGUCGCAGAUGGGCAAUGUUGACUUCAGUUAUUGA